CAAAACCUCAGCCUCUCCGGAAGAGGAAUAGAAACCUCUCCCCAACACACACACCCAUGGCAGCACCUACAGCAGCAACUACAACGACUCCAGCAUCCUUACAUUCCAAUUUCCCAAAAUACCCCUUCCUCUCCCCACCACCUCUGAAACUCCAAACCACCACCACCAGAUUUACAAUCCUCUGCCACUCCACCAAAUCCCCUCCAAAACCCCCUCCAAACCUAUCAUCAUCAGAUCCUAACCGUCCAUCAUCAAAUUCCACCCUCUCUGACCAGCUCAAACCCCUCUCUCAAACCAUCCUUCCCUCCACCCCACCUUCUCCCAGCCUCACCUCCAAGCCCAUCUCCACAUGGGCCAACCCCACCAAGCCCAAGCCCACGUCACUCUCUCUCCAACGUCACAGGCGCUCUCCAUACUCCCAUAACCCCCACCUCAAGGACCUCAAGCUCUUCUCUCACAAGCUCAACGACCCAGAUCUCUCCCCCCAAGAUUUCACAUCCACCCUCCAUUCCCUUCCCCACCCACCCACCAGAGAAAACGCCCUCCUCAUCCUCAAUUCCCUCAGACCAUGGCCCAAGACCCUCCUUUUCCUCGAUUGGAUCAAGACCCAGAACCUCUUUCCGCUUGAAACAAUCUUCUACAAUGUCGCCAUGAAGUCCCUGCGGCAUGGGAAGCAGUAUCAGCUCGUUGAAGACCUGGCAAACGAGAUGGCCCAGCAAGGCAUUGAAUUGGACAACAUUACCUAUUCCACGAUCAUCACCUGCGCCAAGAGGUGCGGCCUCUUCGACAAGGCGAUCGAAUGGUUUGAGAAGAUGUACAGGACGGGCCUCGUGCCAGACGAGGUCACUUACUCCACUGUCUUGGAUGUUUAUGCCAGGAUGGGGAAGGUGGAGGAAGUGUUGAGCUUGUAUGAGAGGGGGCGGGCUGGCGGGUGGAAGCCGGACCCUGUUGCAUUCGCCGUCCUGGGGAGGAUGUUCGGGGAGGCCGCCGAUUAUGAUGGGAUCCAGUAUGUUUUGCAAGAGAUGAAGGCAGUUGGCGUGGAGCCCAAUUUGGUUGUAUACAAUACCUUGUUGGAGGCAAUGGGCAAGGCUGGGAAGCCUGGUUUGGCUAGGAGUCUUUUCGAGGAGAUGGUUGUGGCCGGGGUGACGCCGAAUGAGAAGACGCUAACCGCUCUAGUUAAGAUUUAUGGUAAGGCGAGGUGGGGUCGCGAUGCUCUGCAGCUUUGGGAGCAGAUGAGGUUGAAGCGGUGGCCAAUGGAUUUCAUUCUGUAUAACACGCUGUUGAGCAUGUGCGCAGAUCUUGGGUUGGAGGAGGAGGCAGAACAGCUUUUCGAGGAUAUGAAGGGGUCGAAGCAGUGUCGGCCCGACAGUUGGAGCUACACGGCAAUGCUUAAUAUAUAUGGCAGCGGGGGGAAGGUCGAUGAGGCAAUGAGGCUGUUUGAGGAGAUGGCGGAGAGUGGCGUGAAGCUCAAUGUGAUGGGUUGCACCUGUUUGAUCCAGUGUCUGGGGCGAGCCAGGCAGAUCGACGAUGUGGUGAGGGUGUUUGGGAUUUCAAUGGAGAGAGGAGUGGAGCCUGAUGACCGGCUCUGUGGGUGUUUGUUAUCGGUAGUAACUUUUUGUGAGGACAGCGAGGUGGGCAAGGUUCUCAACUGUUUGGAGAGGGCUAAUCCCAGGUUGGUUGAGUUUGUUAAAAUGCUAGGGCGAGAGGAAGUUGGCUUCAAUGAAAUUAAAGAGGAGUUCAGAGGCUUACUCAACGACGCUGCAGUUGAAGCGCGGAGACCAUUCUGCAAUUGCUUGAUUGAUAUAUGCCGAAACCAGAAUCGUCCUGAGCGGGCCCAUGAGCUGCUCUACUUGGGCACUCUCUAUGGCCUGUAUCCUGGUUUGCACAACAAGAAUGUCAAUGAAUGGGCAUUGAAUGUGAGAUCACUGUCGGUGGGUGCAGCUCAUACGGCGUUCCAAGAGUGGAUGAGGAGUCUCUCUAAAGCUGUGGAGCGCAAGGAGGAGCUGCCCAAGUUGUUUUCCGUUCAUGCCGGUGCCGGAACUCACAAGUUCUCUCAGGGACUGGCGAGCGCUGUCGCUUCGCAUUUGAAGAAGGUGGCAGCACCAUUUCGGCAGGAUGAAGAGAGGCCUGGUAGUUUCUUUGCUGCCCAAGAAGAUUUGAUCUCAUGGGUGCAAUCUGGAGGUGCAUCUGCUUCUAUGACGGCAUAGAAGGUCGAACUGAAAAGAAUUACCAAAUUCCCAAUCAGUGCUUAAGAGUUCUGAGUUGUCUGUUUUUUGUCCAGCCUUUUAAUGUUUUUUUCUCUCAAGUAAAUUGCAAGUUUGAAAUUUA
Magnolia sinica is the source of this 2328-nucleotide messenger RNA. Its product is annotated as pentatricopeptide repeat-containing protein At5g46580, chloroplastic. The record is from RefSeq and is a predicted model, not a curated record. NCBI's taxonomy places the organism in Eukaryota, Viridiplantae, Streptophyta, Magnoliopsida, Magnoliales, Magnoliaceae. Gene Ontology annotation, molecular function: protein binding. The transcript has a single exon. Bases 57 to 2207 code for a protein of 716 amino acids.